Molecule: messenger RNA, 794 nt
Organism: Ctenocephalides felis (cat flea)
Lineage: Eukaryota; Metazoa; Arthropoda; Insecta; Siphonaptera; Pulicidae
Product: myosin heavy chain, non-muscle-like
Exons: 1
Coding region: 337-708 (123 amino acids)
Cellular component (GO): myosin complex
Molecular function (GO): actin filament binding; ATP binding; cytoskeletal motor activity
Source: RefSeq, a predicted model, not a curated record
CGCGCCUGCAUGUCGAAAUUGCGGCUCACGAAACUAUUACGAAUAACAUUUUUAUUACAUUUCAAUUAGUAAAAAUUCACAGUUCAACAAAUCAAUUAUAAAUUCAUCCAAAUGUGCGCGUAUUUAUUGAAUUACCUACCAUAGUAAGAACCGUGUUAUCGUACAUACAUAACCCAAAAAAAGUGUUACAAAAAAACGUACUGUUGUGUGUUUACCGUGUGCCGUGAUAGAUAGUAUAUUUGAAAUAUAUGUAUCUCUAAAUAAUCUACAUACGUAUACAUGCUUUAUUCGUGUGAAAUAUAACAAACGGACAGUAAAGUCACUUACCCACACAAAAUGGCAGCGGACGAGCUGAGAGAUCGUUACGAUCCUGACUUAAAGUUCCUCUCAGUCGACAGGAACAGUUUCAAUGAUCCGGCGACGCAGGCGGAAUGGACCCAGAAGAGGCUUGUCUGGGUGCCCCACGACAGCCAGGGCUUCGUCGCCGCCGGCAUCAAGGCCGAAAAGGGCGACGAAGUCGAGGUCGAAAUCGCCGAAACUGGCAAAAGACAGUUGGUUAACAAGGAUGACAUUCAAAAGAUGAAUCCGCCGAAAUUCGACAAAGUCGAGGAUAUGGCAGAAUUGACUUGUCUGAACGAAGCGUCCGUUUUGCAUAAUAUAAAGGACAGAUAUUAUUCCGGAUUGAUAUAUGUGAGUAAUUUGAUUUGAUGCUAUUUUUGGGUCUCCAGGGUGUAUUUAUGGAACUUGGGCGAUAUUGUCAAUUGAAUGAUUACGGGGACGGUUACACUCAAAUU